Caenorhabditis briggsae is the source of this 765-nucleotide messenger RNA. The record is from RefSeq and is a predicted model, not a curated record. NCBI's taxonomy places the organism in Eukaryota, Metazoa, Nematoda, Chromadorea, Rhabditida, Rhabditidae. Bases 1 to 765 code for a protein of 254 amino acids. Gene Ontology annotation, cellular component: apical plasma membrane; endocytic vesicle. The transcript is spliced from 7 exons. Gene Ontology annotation, biological process: receptor-mediated endocytosis; intracellular protein localization.
AUGCUCAUUAACUUUCGGAUCUUUCUUCUUACCACUUUAUUCCUACAAGCCAAUGCCAACCACUUUACAUUCGACGCAUCCACCCAGAUGAGCAGUGCCGAAAACUGGCUCCAUGAAGAGAUACCGUGUAUUGGAGACGAAAUCCGAUUUGACAGCAGUAUGCCAGUGGUGGCGUUCAUGGAUCAUAACGUUAAUGUCGAAUCGAUCUAUUUACCCAAAAACGGGAUUAUUGUAUUCGCGGAUAACGGAAUUGAUUUGGGCGGUGACUCUAAUUGGCAAUGUGCGAAGGACCAUUUGAAACAGCCAGAACAAAAGUUCUACACCAGUGAAGAUCGUCAUGAUACAUCAUUUUACAACCCGAAAAACUGGAUUCCCGAUAAGAGAUUUUUUCUUCACAUGAACCAGGUGCCUUGUGAAUAUGAUGACGUUACUGUGUCUUCCAUGUCUAGUGCUCAAAUCUAUCUCGACCUUCCUGUGAAAGUCAACAGAUUCCGUUAUUACAAACGAUAUGAGCCGUCGGAUAAGGACCUAUCCAAUGCUCCUGAGUUUGACAGACGACACGUCUCGAUGCUCGCGAUAUUUGUGGAAUUGACUUUGAUGGAGACUUUUAGUUUUUUUUUCGCUGGGAAAUGGGGUGGAAACGGAAGAAGCAGAUAUACAGACUCCAGUUCGAGUGACUUCUGGAAAAAGCAAAACAAGAGCAUUCUGGAAGACUUUGUUUCCAGAAAAUUAGUAAUGAAUUCUGCAAGAAGACUCAAAGAAUAG